This is a messenger RNA of Malassezia sympodialis ATCC 42132, 2166 nucleotides long. RefSeq names its product DNA replication initiation factor CDC45 (gene CDC45). Gene Ontology annotation, molecular function: chromatin binding; single-stranded DNA binding; DNA replication origin binding. Gene Ontology annotation, biological process: double-strand break repair via break-induced replication; DNA replication initiation; mitotic DNA replication preinitiation complex assembly. Gene Ontology annotation, cellular component: DNA replication preinitiation complex. NCBI's taxonomy places the organism in Eukaryota, Fungi, Basidiomycota, Malasseziomycetes, Malasseziales, Malasseziaceae. The record is from RefSeq and is a predicted model, not a curated record.
AUGCCUGGGCGUAAUCGCUUGGACUACGCCCAGGCAUACAAAAAAAUUUGCCAGUCGGCUCGUCAACGGGUGCUUGGCGACGAUUCCUUAGAUACCCCAGCAGCACCAGGUGGUGCCACUGUACUCAUUCUGGUCACUCCCGACGUGGACUCUCUGGCGGCCACGCGCAUCUUCACGCAGCUGCUUGCCAACGACGAAAUACCAUUUCGUGUUUCACCGGUGAAUGGGUAUCGUGCAUUGCAGCGGGUGCUUGCUCAAGACGUGUAUGAUCAUAUUGAACUUCAUACACUUGUUUUUAUCAACCUCGGAUCACUGCUUCCAUUACCCACUACUAUUCCAUUACCACCCCACUGUACCCUACACGUACUUGAUUCUCAUCGUCCCUGGAACCUCGAUAAUCUAUUCGCUACCUCUCAAAUCAAUGACCGCAUUUUCAUUUGGGAUGACGGUGAAAUUGACGAGCGACUGUAUAGGGAACAAGAAGCGUACGAGCAACUGGAAUUUGACUUCGAAUCUGAUUCAGACAGCGAUGUCUCCGAAAGCGAUGCCGAAGAAGACGAACAGAAUGGUGAAGUACGCUCGGACGUGUCUGGAUCCCAGGAAUCAGGCCCAUCGACUUCCAGGCGACAAAAACGCAUGCAUAAAUCAGACGAGGGGCGUGAAAGAAAACGUACUCGUCUUGAUGGGCAUCAGCGUCAAAUUUACCGCACUGUCUUGGCAAAAUACUAUGCGCGCGGCAGCUGGACUGGCAUGAGCGUAGCGCAGAUGAUGUAUAUUCUGGCUGUUGCCCUUGGUCGCGGAGAUCGCGACAAUCUUUGGUAUGCGAUUCUCGGGUUGACUUCACAAUAUAUAUCCAAUUCUAUUCAUGCAACCACUUAUGAUGGCUAUGCAGCAGCUUUAGCCUCUGACGUGGUUGCAAUGGAUACCACAGAGCGCGUGGAGGAUGGUCAAAGCUACUCAACGGACAAACAUGGCGCCGAUGAUUCAUCCGUGCAUGUGGUUAAUCAAGAGUUGCGUUUCACUUUGUAUCGCCAUUGGAGCUUGGAGUCCAGCAUGUAUCAUACCAGCUAUGUUGCUGCAAAGCUUGGUAUUUGGCGAGAAAAGGGGAUCAAUAAAUUGCGAGGUCUUCUGGCAAAAAUGGGACUCUCCCUAGCCAAUUGUCGACAGACAUACGAACAUAUGGAGCUUGACUUGCGUCAGUCUCUUGUUCAACGCAUGGAAGCCAUCGCUCCCGAGUAUGGCCUAGUGGACUUGACUUUCCGUUCCUUUACACGUUCUUAUGGCUUCCGUACUGUCCCACUUAGCGCGUCGGAUGCUGUUCAAGGGAUAUCAGCUCUGCUUCAAGCAGCACAUGGUGUCCGAAUUGAAAUCGAAGGAGUACAAAUGGUUCGCGCUGACCCAGGUAUCAGUGGCCCACGCAGCAUUGACCGGCCUGUUGGUACUUACGGGACUCGUACUUUGUGGUCUUUGGCCGACAGUGGCAUUGACAUUGGCAAGCGCCCUGGUCCCAUGCUGAGUAUUGAAUCUGAGGAUCCUGAGGAUGACGAAGAGAACUCUGUUUCGGCCACUUGGGUGAAAAACUUCUUCGAGGCAUACACGGCCAUGGAUGUACAAAAGCCUAAAAGCAUAUCAUUAUUACAGCUAUCACUACAGUUGGCCAAAGCUUUACACGAAGCUAUCGUGUCGCAGGGUGUUAGUAUCAUUAUCAAGCAAUCGAUCAAGACACUUCGUUCUUUUCGACUCGCGGUACUUCAAGACGGCCCUUCACUUCAUCUAUUCGUUCAACCAGACACGCUGACACGUCUGGGAUAUUGGCUGAUAGAUGCUCUCCGUGAUAUUGUUGGGGAGAAGCAUGCACGUCGUGCUGAAGCAAAGCGUGCGCGCAGGGGAAACAAGGGCGACGACCCUGACCAAGUGUCGACUCCGCAAAAUUUGCCCUUCGUAUUGGCUGCACUUGAUACCGAGCGCGAUGUCUUUGUUGUUGUGGGGAUUGUUGGAGCUUCUGACUAUGGCGAUGUUAGCAAGAACCGUUUUGGAUUGGCAUUUCAAGAUGCGGCCCAAGCUAGCGGAGCGCGCAUGCGCAAUGACCGAUUCGAAUCUAGCGUGUUAGAAGUGCGCCGUGACGAUCUGAUGCCCUUUAUAGAAAGUCUCCACUUGAAAGCGUAA